AUGGAUAGCAACGAUCUCAAGCAAACUGAAUCUGGAGAAGUGACCGCUAGCCACUAUGAAGGUCGUCAGCCUGACUGGUCGCCUGAAGCCGAGCGUGCUUUGGUCCGUAAAAUUGAUUUACGUAUUCUUCCUAUGCUGAUCAUUAUGUAUAUUUUGAAUUACGUCGAUCGCACAAAUAUUGGAAAUGCUAAAAUUGCUGGACUUUUGACUGAUUUGAACAUGGACUCUGGUGUGCAAUACAACUGGGCAUUGUCCAUCUUCUUCUUUGGAUACCUACUCUUGGAAAUCCCAAGUAACUUGCUUCUGGCUUACUCUCGCCCCUCCAUCUAUAUCCCUGGUAUUAUGAUGUGCUGGGCUAUCAUUUCUGCCUUGACUGGAGCAGUACAAAAUUACUCUGGUCUUCUCGCUGUUAGAUUCUUCUUGGGUAUUGUUGAGGCUGGUUUCUUCCCAGGCUGUCUUUUCUUGCUAUCCUCUUGGUACAAGAAGCACGAGUUAGCUAAGCGCAUGUCUAUCUUGUACUGCGGUAGUAUCGUUUCUGGCGCCUUUGGCGGUCUCAUGGCCUAUGGUAUUAUUAAUGGUUUGGAUGGUGCCCGAGGUAUUGCUGGAUGGCGAUGGCUGUUCAUUAUUGAGGGCAGUAUCACAGUGGUCGUGGCUAUUAUUGCCGUUUUCAUUUUGCCCGACUACCCUACUACUACCAGAUGGUUGUCCGCAGAAGAAAUCCGCAUUGCUGAGACUCGUCUCAUUCUCGAUGGUCAAGAACCUGCCCAUGGCAAAUCAGAGUUCUCCUUCCGCCAUGUCAUCAUGGCCCUUCGGGACUGGCGUGUGUAUUUCUUUAUCUUCUUGUUCAUGCUCGAUGUCUGCGCUGGAACCAUCAGUUACUUUAUCCCAACUAUUGUCGCCAACCUUGGUUACUCUUCUGCUACGGCUCAACUCAUGACUGCACCUCCAUAUGUCUUUGCCGCUAUCUUGGCUUUGUUCAACGGUUUCCAUGCCGAUUACACUAAGGAGCGUGGCUAUCACGUUGCUGCUCCUAUGCUUAUGGCUAUGGUUGGCUUUAUCAUCAGUGCUGCUACCUUGAGCAAUGCUGCGAGAUACUUUGCUCUCUUCUUGUGUGCUGGUGGAAUUUGGAGUACAAUUUCUAUCAUUUUGGCAUGGACUGGUAACACACUCAACUUCCCCAAGGAGAAGAGAGCUGUUUCUCUUGCUUUGGUGAACAUGAUUGGUAACUUGAGUUCAGUCUACGGAGCUCAGUUGUAUCCUGCCUCCAACGGUCCAAGAUACAUUCCAGGCAACAUUGCCAAUGCUACAUUCUGUUUCGCUGGUGCUAUUCUUGCUGUCCUUAUGAAGCAUUACAUCUUGCCCCGCUACAAUGGACCUUUCGCCGAAAGAAGAAUUGCUGAUGCUGCAGAAACACCUGUUGCAGACAAACCAAACGAAGCUCUCUCCAAUGGGGCUGAUCAUCAAGUCGUUGAACCUGGAGUUCAAAAGCCAUAG
This is a messenger RNA of Umbelopsis ramanniana AG, 1494 nucleotides long. RefSeq lists its product as uncharacterized. Bases 1 to 1494 code for a protein of 497 amino acids. Gene Ontology annotation, cellular component: membrane. The transcript has 5 exons. Gene Ontology annotation, molecular function: transmembrane transporter activity. Gene Ontology annotation, biological process: transmembrane transport. NCBI's taxonomy places the organism in Eukaryota, Fungi, Mucoromycota, Umbelopsidomycetes, Umbelopsidales, Umbelopsidaceae. The record is from RefSeq and is a predicted model, not a curated record.